Cervus elaphus (red deer) is the source of this 417-nucleotide messenger RNA. RefSeq lists its product as uncharacterized. The record is from RefSeq and is a predicted model, not a curated record. Lineage: Eukaryota; Metazoa; Chordata; Mammalia; Artiodactyla; Cervidae. The coding region runs from base 1 to 417 and encodes 138 amino acids. The transcript is spliced from 7 exons.
AUGAAUCUCUUCUGCUUUUCGCUGGAAGGCUCUAUGGACAGCUUAUAUGAACCAGUCCCAGAACAACAAGCUCACCAAGAGAGGAGCUUGGGUAGAAAUGAUUCCUUUUUCUCACCCUCUGAGGAGAGUGGAAGAUCACACAGCGAUCUCUUCAUGGAAGUUUCUAAUUUUGAGAAUGGGAAAACAAAAAGAAAGUCAAUCCGGAGGUCUAUGUCUGAAAGUAAAGUAUUUGAGGGAAAAACUGUGAAUGACACAAUUUGGCAGGAACCCAGCAAGUCUGAGAAUGACUCCCACAUCAGAAGACUCUGUCAGCUCAAAGAUCUAAAUGAAGAUGAUUUUCUUCCGAGUCAUCAUACAUAUACUCUUCAAGGAAAAAAGCUACAAGGUAUUUCUUAUCAGGCAUUCAGUGGAGCUUAG